AUAUUCGGUUUCAAUUUGACAUUUACCUUUUAACGCGUGGAAAAAGUUUACAUUUUCCUCGCAUUUUUGAAUAAUUUCAAUUUAAUUGAAUAAAUUCCUUAAAAAAGUUACCAUGUCAGCUAACAAAAAGAAAAAUAUCGAAUCAAUGGACCAGGAUCCCAGUGAUGACUCUGAGACAGAGUCCGACAAUGAGGGACCACAUCCUGAUGCCUACACUGGCAACGAGGAAAUCCAAGUAGAUUUCGAAGGCCGCAGUCCAACAGAUACCGACUUCCAUGGAAUUUCCCAGCUCUUUCACCAGUUAUUCCUCAAGGCGCACAUUAACGUCAAUGAAAUGGCCGAAAUCGUCAUAGCACAAAACUACGUUGGCAGUGUGAUAUUCCAAAGUGAAAUCGAGGGCGAGGAAGAAGAUCCCGAGGACGAUGAUAUGUACGAUUCCAAUAUGAUCUUUGGUAUUACAACUGCCAUCAACAUGACAGCGAAAAAAGACAAGCAAUGCAUCGAACAGUUGCGCUCCUAUAUCAUUUCCAAGGCCGAAAAACACGCUACCGACGCCACACUCGUCCAUCUCCGAGAUGUGCUGGCGAACGAAGCACGGCCAGUUGGUUUCCUGAUCAACGAACGUUUCAUCAACAUCCCUCCUCAGAUAUCAGUGCCGUUGCUGGAGAACUUGCACAAAGAAAUCAAACAGGCCAACGAGAAAAAGAUGCCCUUCGGAUUUGUGUACUUCAUCAUGAUCAUCAAGUUCCAUCGCCGAGAGGCCAAGAAGAAUAAACCCCAGGAAGAUGUGUACGUCAACGCUGAGGAGGAAGUCAUUGCCAAGCAGGCGGUGCAGAGCUUCGAAUUCUCUGUUGCUGGAGAGUGUGAUAGUGGGCUGACGGGCAAUUGGUUGGAGGAAGACGAUGCUUUGACUCCUUACAGAAAAAUCGUACUCUUUGAUGCUACCAAAUUACCUCUUUUAAUCGAUUCGAUACAAACUUUUAUCAACAACGAAUAAGAGUAAGAGUAAAGGUGGUUAGCAAAUAAAACCCAUGAUAAUCAGAAUCUAUCUUCAAAUCAAGGAAAAAUGAACUGAAAGAUCUUAGAGUGCCUAGAAGAAGUUUGGUUAUCUCAGUGAGGAGGAGUAUGUUAUUUUGUAAAUUUAAAUUUAUAUAUUUUUUUAAAUUUCUGAUGUAAUUUAUGUAUACAAAUAAUAAAGUGUAUAUUCUUAA
Molecule: messenger RNA, 1211 nt
Organism: Eupeodes corollae
Lineage: Eukaryota; Metazoa; Arthropoda; Insecta; Diptera; Syrphidae
Product: protein BCCIP homolog
Exons: 3
Coding region: 113-997 (294 amino acids)
Cellular component (GO): nucleus
Source: RefSeq, a predicted model, not a curated record